AUGGACUCACUCCGAAAGCUACGCUCUAAGGUUCUCGAGAAGAUUCCAGUCAGCAGCGACAAGAAUGAGAAAGUUCGCGACAAGACCGUUCGCUAUUCUCGUUCUCUGCCGCUGCUACCUCCCAGCGAUCCAGGUCACAUACGGCCCACAUAUAGAGGGAAACGCCCGUUGCAGCCUUCUGAUAUUCGCCACCCUGACGACUUGAUAGCGCCUGAGGCAUUUAGUCGUCGGCCAGUCUAUAAGAAGGGUCGUCGUCCUGUGAAGGCGUCGGAUAUCCGUCAUCCAAUGGAGUUCUCCCUCAAAUCUAUCGACCUGUACAAGAUUGAAGCAGAAAAACCUGUCCCAAAUUCGGACAUCAUGAUUCAAUUUCCCUCGCCACCAACUCAUACUCCUUCCUCCUCUAUCAGUCGCCCCAGUACAGACUCCGAAUAUCGUCCAACUAGACCGAGCACUCGCCCUGCUCCUUUGGAUGAUAUCUAUCCUGACCUUCUGCCACCCAGUAUUUUAUUGAAGCCCACCGAUUUAGCUGAAGAGAGGCGGCGCUAUAAUGCCAUCGAGGCAGCGAAAGGUAGAAAACAGUCCGAGUCCCGCCAGGAACCCCUUCAGCGCCAUCGCAAUGACUCCAGUAGUUCCUUUAGCCGUCCCACGGUCGAAGCUUAUCCGGAGGCAGUUCGAAGAUAUUAUCAAAUUGGGGAAUAUUCGGUUCAGUCACAGAGUGGCCUCACUUCUCACUCCAAUUACUCCACCCAAAGUUUGGGUGUCAAUGCGCGUCUCAGAGAUGGUCCUACCGUUCAUCGCCCCGUCGUGCGCACGGCCUCAACAACGUCCAACAGUGGACCUGUCCACCGUCAACGCAUGUCAUCUUCGGCCCCUGUGAACAACGCUCCUAUGUCGGUCCCUAGCACCCUACCUCUGCAUAAUUCUAUACGCCGCCAGCGCAAUGCGUCUUCGGCCUCUGCCAACAAUGCUCCCAUUUCGGCGCCUAGACCCCUCCAAGCGCAUGAUUCUGGGCAUCGUCACCGCGCUGGGUCUUCAGCCUCUGUGAACAAUUCUCCCAUUUCGGCUCCUAAAGCCCUCCACGCGCAUGGUUCCGGGCAUCGUAACCGCACUGGGUCUUCAGCCUCUGCCAAUAGACCUUCAAAUUCAGCGGCCGCUAUUUAUCGUCAGCGCAUGCCAUCGUUGGCUGCUGCCAGUGGUCCUCCCAACUCGAUUUCCAGGCAUCCCCAGUACCAGACUACAGCAGGCCGGCGUGUCUUUAAGCGCGAGCCACACAGCAGCGAGAGGGGGUUAGCCGUCAGGUCCUCUAAAGAGUCUUUAUCUGAGGGGUAUGUUCUGGUCUCAGAAAAGGUGGACCCAACCUUUUGGAACCGCAUUCCAGGCGACACUUACGAAAGAGACGACAAGAACCCUGCCAUCAUCACUAACUCCAAACCAUGAUUAUUUUUGUGUUUCUGAAAUGUACAGUUUACUCAUUGUGUCGUUUUUUAAAUUCCAGGUUGAACGACAUUCCUUUUUUCCUGCAUUGUAUCAUCUGCAACACACACGUUCAUUACUCGCAACGGCGACACGACAUUCCUUUUGUACCACGGUGGCAUUCCGUUAUGCAUGCUUCACCCUCCUUUGUAAUUCAUGUGUACUUUGAAAUGACAACUUUCGUGUAA
Laccaria bicolor S238N-H82 is the source of this 1661-nucleotide messenger RNA. RefSeq lists its product as uncharacterized. The record is from RefSeq and is a predicted model, not a curated record. Lineage: Eukaryota; Fungi; Basidiomycota; Agaricomycetes; Agaricales; Hydnangiaceae. The coding region runs from base 1 to 1437 and encodes 478 amino acids. The transcript has 2 exons.